AUGGUCUCUGCAAUGAAUGAAAUGCAGUGUAUUCGCAGCUCAUCAAUGUCUAAACCUAGCACGUCAGCGCCAGGAUUUUCCGAUCUUAUGGGAAAUAGGCAAGAAAUGACUAUGGACAUGUCCAACCAAUAUGCCAGCGGAGAACAAUCCUUGGUGGAUGACUAUCCCACCAUGGAUUCGUCUUGGACCCGAAAAUUCUACAUUCAAACAUCUGCCAACAAUGUCACCACGGGUGACAUCUUCGACGAAAACCUCUCGUACUCCGAAAACCUCUCACCGAAUUAUCAUACUCAAUUCGACAUCCAAUCAUCCUUCCUGAACCAAACUCGCCUUAGUACUGCUACUACUCCAGCCGAUGUACCAGACUCGGAAAUUGAGGAGGAAAUAUGGGGAGACUCCAGAGAGGAGCAUCGUGAUAUGAGUUGGAAAAGCGCACCUAAAAUCCCCAUGUCGGGAUCUCCUCCUGUUCGACCGCAGAUGAGUAAGUCUGCACUCAGGUAUCCGACUGAAGGAGAUUCGGACGCAGAAAGCCAUUCCGAAUUAGGGUCACCACAGCCAUUCCAGCACGUCGGAAAAUAUAACGACUUUCAAGCCACGGGUCGGGCUUCCAGUACUUCUCAAGGUAGGGACAGAGACGGGUACUUGAUGAGCAACUACAUCUUCCACAAUCCAACAAACUCGUUCCAUUCUCGCAUCCCAGUUCCAGUUGAAGGAGAGCCUGCAAAUAUCCAUGAGAAAAGCGGGAUAUCUAUCCGGAUUAAGGAGGGCGAAUUAUUCCAAGUCCGCCGAAACUAUCAGAUGACCAAAGACCCUGAUGUUUUCAGAAAGGUGUAUCUUGCCUUCAGCGAAUACAAGCAGUUGAUGAUACUCAGAGGAAAGCCAGAAAGAAUCAGUGAAUGGCCCAAGUAUAAACAAAAGCCAUUUCCCGGUACACAACGCAACCUUAGCAAAGAAGGAGACAUCACUGGCACUGAGUCCAGUCUGUUCUCUCGACACGCCACUGCACUGAAUCCUCUUGAAGACGGCAACGUUGAUACCUCUGGGCUUACGCUCAACUCUCCGAUCUUUGAUGAUGCAUACUCGACUGACGGGGAAUAUUCGGACACGUCCAUGUCUUCCGAUGAUGAAGAUUCGUUUUCUCUACCUCCAUUGCCUACAAGAGGGUCAAAGGGCACCAUUCCAUACAACAAGAGAUUUGACCACGGCCAAAUCCAAGCUCAUCUUACGGAGAAAGAGAUGUGCAUUAUCCGAAAAGGAUACGCCCCCGACAACCUUCUCGCACUAUCUUGUUUCAGAAAACCUCAAAGUCCCAGUCUUAUAAAUUCUUUGGCUGGACAACGAAACAAUCCAGAAGUUACAGAUAUUCGACGAACUCGCAUCACCCAGGCCGAGUGGACCAAGCUUCAAGAAAUCAGAGGAUACCCCAACGUCGUUUAUGACGAUGAGUACAAAGGCAGCAUCUCCAAGGCUGACCGUGAUCGUGGAAAUUUCCACUUGGAGCAGCACCUUGAGAGGUUGAGACACGGUGAUAGAUCUCGCAAUCGGCGUAGCAGCAAGGAAAAAUUGCGCAUGAGGAGAUCGAAGCGUAGAUCUCGCUCGUCCCAAUGA
Molecule: messenger RNA, 1608 nt
Organism: Glarea lozoyensis ATCC 20868
Lineage: Eukaryota; Fungi; Ascomycota; Leotiomycetes; Helotiales; Helotiaceae
Exons: 2
Coding region: 1-1608 (535 amino acids)
Source: RefSeq, a predicted model, not a curated record